CCUUCAUCGCAUACAAACUUCAAUAUAAGGGGGUGAAAACCUUGAAUCUGAAUUUGUCCGAUGUCAACUAAGGUUAAUGAAUAACAAGAAAUCGGUAUGGAUGCUACAGAAGACCUUUAUUGUGCCGAACAAAUCUCUAUUCCGCCUACAUUUCCUUAUCUUCUCCGCCAAUACGCAAAAGCUGCCAUCAGAACGCAACCUGUAGAUUUGCUCAAAUGGUCCACCACUUAUUUUCGAUGCUUAUCUCUCAACUGUCCCCCUCCUGUUAAGACUCGCCUGGAAUACCCCAUUCCCGAUGAUUGGCACGGGUUGACACCAGGCUGGGUUAAGUCUCUUUAUCUCCAGAUUCAUCCAAGUUGCACGGUCGAAUUCAAAGUCUUAUGGGACAGAUGGAUGGGUUCAUGUUUGGAGCACGAACAACUGAUUCAGGUUCUAUGCCUAGGAGGGUUCAAGGACCCCUCGUCACUACCUUGGCUGAAAUUCAUCGGGCUCUGUGCCUCAAUGAUAUCUGGGUCCCUCACCCAAACCAUGAUCAUGGUGUGCGAGAUACUGACCGAAGAGCCGGACGGCGCAUCAGCUUCCAUAACUAUAGAGAACUUUCUGAGCAUAUACAAAUUCCUAGCGGCCAUAGACGCGUCCAAGGAUCAGUGGUUGAAGAAUAAGUACUUCACGGAUAGCUUACUAGGCUUGUGGAAGGAAAAACGUGAAAAGUUCGAGGAGGAGAAGAAACUGGAGGAAUCUGAGGAGGAAGGUGAUAUUUGCUCAGAGCCGGCUAUCUGCGAGACCGUUGAGAAGAAAGAAGAAGAAGGUGGUAUGGAAAUUACGAAAGAAGUCUCUUGCCCUAGCAUCAAAGAGAAUGAUUACCAGAAGAUCGAGGAUUACUUGGAGGCGCAGGAGAAGUUGGCCGAAGCUCAGGAGGAAGAAAUGAAUGAGGUAGAAUCUGAUGAUGAUGAUAUGGUGAAGUCAACCAAGGUUAGAACCGCGGGGGAGACUACCGACACCACAGAACCUGAAACGGAGUAUGCCGAGAGUACCCAGGAUACAGACGAGAUGCCAGAUAAAGAUAAGAAUCGAAACGAAACCAUGAAGACUGCCGAAAGACAAGCUUUGGCGGACAUGGAUGAGCGCCAAAAGGCUCAGUACGAGAAGGAUAAACUCGAAGGAAAAGAUAUCAAGUUGGCUAAAAAGAAGAUACCGGAGCCUCAAGAGCCAGACUUUGAGGAGAAAGGAUUAUUGGAAGACCUCGCCAAGCUCAAGGCCCUGCAAGAAGAGAUGCGUGGUGAAGACGACAACGAACUUGAGGAAUUUAAACAGCAGCUGAUGAGACAGCUAGAGAAAACCCCUUCAGAGCUGGAGGCCAUAUCACAUUUCGCCGGAAAGCUACAAGAUCAAGAUGAGAAAGUUCUGUUGAUCGUACAAACUGAAGACACCGAAACAAAGAGUGAAUCGGUAGUGGAUAUUGUCGAAGAAGAAGAUGACUCUAAAUACGAAGAUAUAUUUGUCACUGCUAAACCUGGAAUAGGACCUAAAGUUCCUGAAGAUUUAGUCAAAGAAAUUGAGAGAUAUAUGAAGGAAAUGGCUAAAGUUCAACAUGGAAUGGUGAUGCCAAGAAACAUAAGACACUACGAUUGUCCCCCAUUGGAAGAAGUUGAUGACUUGGAGAAGGAAAUAAAGUUUUUAGAUGCAGAUAAAAAAUGAAAUUGAAACAUUAUUAAAUAUAAAAAUAUAUGUAUUUCUUUUUAACACAAUAAAUAUAACUUGGCUCUAUUGA
Molecule: messenger RNA, 1771 nt
Organism: Harmonia axyridis
Lineage: Eukaryota; Metazoa; Arthropoda; Insecta; Coleoptera; Coccinellidae
Product: caldesmon-like
Exons: 8
Coding region: 97-1698 (533 amino acids)
Source: RefSeq, a predicted model, not a curated record